AUGGUGCAUGAGAUCACGUCGCAGCGCAGGAAUGGGUGUAGUAACGUAAAAAGCGAAGCAGGAAGAGGCGGUGGUGCUUCACGAAGUGGUGUGGGUCUCCAUAGGGCUGCAAGAACUAGAAGAAACCCAAGUAAUAUUUUGCAAAGCGAACAUGGCAAUGUUUUUCGAAGCCCAGAAAAUCCUGGUACUGCUCGAGGUGUAGAAAAACAGGUUGAGAAUACUCCUCAAGAUGCGUUACACUGUACUACAAGUACCCCACCAAACGUGACAAAUCGUAGUAAGGGUGUAGAUAGAGGUAGUGGCUGCAGGAUACCAAGCAUGAAACGCAGUCCCAUACUGCGCAGUGGAAAUCGCAGUAGCGUAAGUCAACAAGCAAGAAGAGGUCGAGGUAGACAUAUUGAAAACAGGUCAGUUACUGGUCAGGAUGUUGUGCAUAACAGUAAAGGCACUGCACAAAGCGAAGACAGCGCUACGUCGCAACGAGACAUACACAGUACCUGUGCACAACACGUCAAAGUGGACAGUAAUAGCCGAAUUGUGAGUCGUCAAAAGAAAACAACACUUGACGGUAUUUAUCAUAAUGUGCAUUUCAAGCCUUAA
This is a messenger RNA of Thelazia callipaeda (thelaziosis nematode), 600 nucleotides long. Lineage: Eukaryota; Metazoa; Nematoda; Chromadorea; Rhabditida; Thelaziidae. The record is from the annotation of a GenBank genome assembly.